UGUCUCCCUUAGAGCAGCUCUUCAAUUGGGAAUAAUUUUCCAUUUCCUGCUGUCAAUGAAACUCCGAAACUUGUCAACAAAAUGAGAAUGCUAUGAUAUAACUAAGCCAGCUAAAGUUGGUUUUUAGUCCAAAAUGGAAGGUAAAGAAGGACACGAGCUGUUUCCGGAACCAAAGAGUCCGCAAGCAGCCGCAGCCAGUAGCGAAUCAAUCUCCACAUCGGAGCGCUCUGCAUCGUUUCCCCACGAAACAUCCAGCACCAGUUCCAAAGAAUCAGAAUCGCCAUCGAAAUCACUGUGUUCUUCGUCCUCUACAUCAUCGGAGCAUGUUCCUGCUGAAAUUAUUCCUCUAAAGGUUCUGAGGGAUUCUACUAAACUUGGACAAUCUGAUGAUCCACCUCUUCUUCAGGGAGAAAAAGUCCAGGGAAUAGGAAAGGAUGUGACCUAUCUAUGUCCAUACAGUGGAGCUGUCAAGGGUACCCUUACUGUCACAAACUACAAACUUUACUUCAAAAGUUCUGAGAGGGAAUCACCUUUUAUCCUUGAUGUGCCGCUUGGUGUCAUCAGCAAGAUAGAAAAGAUAGGGGGUGCUACCAGUCGAGGGGAAAAUUCCUACGGGAUAGAUCUCCUAUGCAAGGACAUCAGAAACUUAAGGUUUGCACACAGACAGGAAAAUCAUUCAAGAAGACAAGUGUUUGAAAAAAUUCAGCAGUAUGCCUUUCCCAUCACAAAUAAACAGCCAAUAUAUGCCUUUGAUUUGGCCGAAGACUAUGGAGAAGAUGGAUGGAAAGUGUUUGACCCAAUAGCAGAAUUUAAACGCCAGGGUUUACCAAAUGAAAGCUGGAGAGUGACACGGAUCAAUGAAAAUUAUGAGUGUUGUGACACCUAUCCCUCUUUGUUUGUCGUGCCUGCUGCUACAACAGAUGAUGACAUCAAACAAGUGGCCAGUUUUAGAACUAAGGGCAGACUACCUGUUUUAUCAUGGAUCCACCCUCAAAGUCAGGCCACCAUUUCACGCUCUGGGCAGCCACUAGUGGGCGUGGUGAAUAAACGUAACAAGGAUGACGAACGCUACAUACAGAUGAUCAUGGAUGCUAACGCACAGUCACACAAACUCUACAUCAUGGAUGCUCGUCCUAGUGUCAACGCCCAGGCUAACAAGGCAAAAGGAGGAGGGUAUGAACGAGAGGAAAACUACCAGAAUGCAGAGGUUGUCUUCUUAGAUAUACACAACAUCCACGUCAUGAAGGACAGCUUGAGGAAGUUGAGAGAUGUGGUGUUUCCUACGAUAGACGACGCCCACUGGCUGACUAACAUCGAAUCAACACACUGGCUGGACCACGUAAAGCAAAUUUUGUCUGGUGCACUGAGGAUAGCUGAUAAACUGGAGUGUAACAAGACCUCUGUACUGGUACACUGUAGUGACGGCUGGGACCGGACAGCCCAGCUCACCUGUCUGUCGAUGAUCAUGUUGGACCCCUACUACAGGACUCUGACAGGCUUUGAAGUCCUUGUGGAAAAGGAGUGGCUUAGCUUCGGGCAUAAAUUUGCACAGAGAGUUGGCCAUGGUGAAGAUAAACACUCGGAUGCUGACCGUUCACCGGUGUUCCUACAGUUCAUCGACUGUGUGUGGCAGAUCGUGCGCCAGUUUCCAAAUGCCUUUGAGUUUAACGAGCACUUCCUGAUAACUAUAAUGGACCACCUGUAUAGCUGCCUGUUUGGGACAUUCCUCUGUAACUGUGAACAACAGAGACAUAAGGAGAACCUGAAACAGAAGACUGUUUCUCUGUGGUCGUUUGUGAACUGUCAGAAGGAAGAGUUUAUUAACCCACUGUACGCAGCCUAUCUUCACCAGCAUGUGCUCUUCCCAGUGGCCAGUAUGAGGAGGAUUGAGUUAUGGACUGGAUACUACUGUCGCUGGAACCCACGCAUGAGGCCACAGGAACCCAUACAUCUGAGGAACAGAGAGCUGAUUAUACUAAAAGCUCAGCUUCAAAAGACAGUGGAGGAACUACAGGAGGAACUUGAGGCCAGAAACUCCGGAGGUGGACUCGCUCCGGGACGUCACAGUCCCCCAAGGAUAUCGGCUCCCAUCAAUGUCUAGUUCAGGAAAGAUUUAUAGCAUC
Molecule: messenger RNA, 2123 nt
Organism: Pecten maximus
Lineage: Eukaryota; Metazoa; Mollusca; Bivalvia; Pectinida; Pectinidae
Product: myotubularin-related protein 2-like
Exons: 17
Coding region: 134-2101 (655 amino acids)
Biological process (GO): dephosphorylation
Molecular function (GO): phosphatidylinositol-3,5-bisphosphate 3-phosphatase activity
Source: RefSeq, a predicted model, not a curated record